Kwoniella shivajii is the source of this 1197-nucleotide messenger RNA. RefSeq names its product galactose-1-phosphate uridylyltransferase. Gene Ontology annotation, biological process: beta-D-galactose catabolic process via UDP-galactose, Leloir pathway. Lineage: Eukaryota; Fungi; Basidiomycota; Tremellomycetes; Tremellales; Cryptococcaceae. The transcript is spliced from 10 exons. Bases 1 to 1197 code for a protein of 398 amino acids. Gene Ontology annotation, cellular component: cytoplasm. The record is from RefSeq and is a predicted model, not a curated record. Gene Ontology annotation, molecular function: UDP-glucose:hexose-1-phosphate uridylyltransferase activity; zinc ion binding.
AUGAGCGCUGACGAUCUUCAUGUCCCAUUCGAGCCUACAGAGCAUCCUCAUCGUAGAUUUAAUCCUCUAACAGGUAAACAUGUAUUGGUCUCACCUCACAGAACGAAGCGACCUUGGAAAGGCCAGACUGAAGAACCGGUGAUAGCAUCUUUACCCUCAUACGAUAAAGAAUGUAAUCUAUGUCCUGGUAAUGAGAGAAGUGGUGGAUUCACCAAUCCAAAAUACGAUGAUACCUUUACAUUUCCAAAUGAUUAUCCAGCACUUUUACCUGAAUCAUUACCUACUAUCGUCCCAUCGUCGAACCCUUCACCGAUAGAUAGUCUAUUUCAAAAUCAACCUGUCAGAGGAAGAUGUAAAGUCAUUUGCUUUCAUCCGAGGCAUGACUUGACUUUAGCGAGAAUGGUACCUAGUGAGAUAGAAAGAAUAAUAGAAGAAUGGAAAAGAGUUUACGUGGAUGAAGGUGAACAAUUGAGGAAGGAAGGUGAUGAGGGUUAUGUACAGAUAUUUGAGAAUCGAGGAGCGAUGAUGGGAGCUAGUGCCCCCCAUCCACAUGGACAGGUCUGGUCACUCUCAUAUAUUCCCGACGAACCAUUUACCGAAUUACAAAACCUAUCUUCCUCCAGCUCAUACCACCUCUCGUCACCGUCUCAAUCCACCUACCCAACAAGGGAUGAUGGUCAUCCUUGCCUUCUCUGCUCAUAUGCCGCGGAGGAAGUCAAGAGAAAAGAAAGAAUCGUCGCGAUUGACGAGGAAAGUGGUUGGGUAGGCUUGGUACCAUUUUGGGCUACUUGGCCUUAUGAAGUGAUAUUACUACCGUAUAAACGACAUAUCCCGUCUCUGUUGCAGCUCACCCAGAUAGAGAUACAGGGUCUUGCGAGGAUUUUGAAGAAGAUCUUGGUCCGAUACGAUAAUUUGUUUUCAUGCCCGUUCCCAUAUUCAAUGGGAUUACACCAAUCACCUCUGCCGCCACUCAAGUCUGAAUCAGAUGUAGCUCAUAUCCAUUUCCAUUUUUACCCACCACUGUUAAGAAGUGCCAGCGUAAGGAAGUUCUUAGUUGGAUUUGAGAUGAUGGCUGAAGUGCAGCGUGAUUUGACUCCCGAACAAGCAGCUGAGAAAUUGCGGGCGGUUGAAGAGAUUCAUUACACUGAGAGAAUGGAUAAUGUAAACGAAGUCUCUGUGAAAAUGGCACAGAAAUAG